This is a messenger RNA of Chaetomium strumarium, 1507 nucleotides long. RefSeq lists its product as uncharacterized. The transcript is spliced from 2 exons. The coding region runs from base 397 to 1077 and encodes 226 amino acids. The record is from RefSeq and is a predicted model, not a curated record. NCBI's taxonomy places the organism in Eukaryota, Fungi, Ascomycota, Sordariomycetes, Sordariales, Chaetomiaceae.
UUAUCUUGAAUUGCACCACCUCCGCAACGGAUGACGCGAUUUCCAAUGUUUCAGAGAUGCUCCGGAGGCACUUUCUUUACAUUGUUUGACGGACUCAGGCCAUUACAGGCCGCUGUCGCCAUUUGCUCAUGAUAUGUCCCCAUCAGGUGUUUUGCUAUCGUGCUCCUAGGCCGAAGUUCUCUAAUAUGCCUGUGUUUUCUAUGGCCCCUCCACCAUAUUCCUCAGACCUCUACUCUUCCCAGAAGCACACAACCAGCCCGCCAUUGAGCCGAACAGGGUACAGAUAUUGAUUCGCCAUAUCAUCGGACCCAGUUGCUGACCAGAACUCCUGGAGACCAGCUCAACUCGAGGGGGCCCCAGCAACGCGCCAUUGAACCAGCAAACCAUACCCCAACCAUGAUGAUACCGACGGGUCCGGUGGUCGUAGCCGAGGCGCAAGACCAGUAUCUGCAACAGCUGGAUGCGAAGGACUUGAGCGUGGUCUCCUGCAUCGAAGAUUUGGCUGAUGCACGGAAGGCGGCCUGGGAGAGAUAUCUCGUUGUCUCACCAUACCAGGAGCAGGACCAUCUUCUCGACCUCCAGAGCUUGGACGUCGAGAACCAACUGUUAGCGGUCUCCCUGACCACAAUGAAGUGCUUGCGAGACGACUAUGCCACCGCACCAUAUACUCAGACGUUCAACUGGGAUGAGAUUAUGGCGACCCUCCGAACACUGGCCCGGGAAACCAACCAUGCGUGGAAAAAGACAUCCUUCUUUGUGGUCGCCUUCCGCUCCCGUAUUCCUCCGACAACAGUAUACGAGGAACUGGGCGCCUUAGACAAGGCGGCCCACGCCGAGGCCACAGCAAGCGGUGGCUUUCUGAAAUACUGGUUCGGGACUCCGGACGUCGAAGGCCGCAACUUGGCGACGUGCAUUUGGAGAUCGCAGGAAGAUGCUAGGAAAGGAGGCACAGGUCCUGCUCACCGAAAGGCGGCAGGUGCUGCGCGGACCUUGUACUCGUACUGGAAAAUCGACCGCCUCAAGCUGACCAUCGAGGACAAUGUCAGCAGUUGGGCUAUCACUGACUGGGACGAGUGAGACUGAAGCGAGUGGUCGUCUUGAUUAGAGGGGGGAGGCUUCUGGGUUUGUCCACAAUAGACUUGCUCGCACCUGCAACGUUAAAGGGAUAAGCGCGCCUAAUAUAAUUUUUUACGAGGACGGCGUUCAUUGCCGGUGCUGUGGGAUCAGCGGAGCUAUUCGAAGGCUACCACAGGGCCAGAGGAUGUCGUUAUCAGCACUUGACCGACGGGGGGUCGUCAAUUUAAGCAAUUCAGUCUUGGGUUCGAGACGAACCCUCGGCGUGGGGGGGACGUGGGAUGAUGUUGCUCAGUACCGAAUCAUCUUAGCGCUCUAAAUCUCAUGACAGGCCGAAAUCCUCAGCCAGGGCGACCUGCACCGUACCAUAUAUCUCCUUAGGGUCAUAACAAGGGAGCACUUGUGUCGUGUUUAGGCUUGAAGAAACCGAGUG